This is a messenger RNA of Pangasianodon hypophthalmus (striped catfish), 4251 nucleotides long. RefSeq names its product CCR4-NOT transcription complex, subunit 3b (gene cnot3b). The transcript has 19 exons. The coding region runs from base 215 to 2938 and encodes 907 amino acids. Gene Ontology annotation, cellular component: CCR4-NOT core complex; nucleus; P-body. The record is from RefSeq and is a predicted model, not a curated record. Gene Ontology annotation, biological process: regulation of DNA-templated transcription; nuclear-transcribed mRNA poly(A) tail shortening; regulation of stem cell population maintenance. Lineage: Eukaryota; Metazoa; Chordata; Actinopteri; Siluriformes; Pangasiidae.
AGGGAGCAGCAACGCCUCAACGGAGGAGGUGUUCCUGGUGGCCAUCUUUGAUGCGCGGAGUGAUUGUUUGGCGAAUAGAAGUAAUAGGAAAUAAAAAAUAAAGACCGAAAAAAGUUGGGAAAUUGGUAACGGAGCACAAGCUGAAAGAAAGAGGGAAGGUGAAACUAAGGAAAAUCAGCAAAAGAAGGCAUGAAGAAAGCAUCCUAGUCAAGUCAUGGCAGAUAAAAGAAAACUACAAGGUGAAAUUGAUCGAUGUCUAAAAAAAGUCGCAGAAGGAGUAGAACAGUUUGAAGACAUUUGGCAAAAGCUUCACAAUGCAGCCAAUGCCAACCAAAAAGAGAAGUAUGAGGCUGACCUCAAGAAAGAGAUAAAGAAAUUACAGCGCCUCCGAGACCAGAUUAAGACGUGGGUGGCCUCAAACGAGAUCAAAGACAAAAGGCAGCUAGUGGACAACCGCAAACUCAUAGAGACACAAAUGGAGCGCUUUAAAAUUGUGGAGCGAGAGACAAAAACGAAAGCGUACUCCAAAGAGGGACUCGGCCUUGCUCAGAAAGUGGACCCUGCGCAAAAAGAGAAAGAGGAGGUUGGACAGUGGCUCACGACAACGAUAGACACGUUAAACAUGCAGGUGGACCAGUUUGAAAGUGAGGUGGAAUCACUCUCAGUCCAGACACGGAAAAAGAAAGGAGACAAAGAGAAGCAGGAUCGGAUAGACGAGCUGAAAAAGUUGAUUGAGAGGCACCGCUACCACAUUCGUAUGCUGGAGACCAUUUUGCGAAUGCUAGAUAACGACUCGGUACAGGUGGAUUCCAUCCGUAAGAUCAAGGAUGACGUGGAGUACUACAUCGAUUCUUCUCAGGAUCCUGACUUUGAGGAGAAUGAAUUCCUCUAUGAUGACCUGGACCUGGAGGAUAUAUCCCAGCCAUUGGUUGCCACAUCUCCUCCAGCUCACACGGAGGAUGAAAUCUUCCAGCACUCCAGUUCUACACCGACAUCCACCACUUCGUCUUCCCCAAUUCCUCCAUCCCCGGCUACUUGCACUACGAAUUCUGAGGAUGAUAAGAAGCGAGGUCGUUCCACAGAUAGUGAAUUCAGUCAGUCUCCAGUAAAGAAUGGCAAUCCAUCAUCUCUUUCCUCGUCCUCAUCGUCCUCUUCGUGUUCGGGAUCUUCCUCUACCUCGGUGGUGUCUGUGGCGACCGUGGCAAGCAGCAGCAGCUCGGGAGGCGGGGGUAGCAGCCUCCUGAGCAACAUGGGAGGCCAUGUACAAAACUCAUGCAGCUACAGCUCUGCCAUCCAGCAGCAAAUGCAGCAUGGCCAACAGCAACACCAAUCCAAAAAUGCCAUCAACUCCCAAUCCAGCGCCUCUGCCUCUGCAGCUCCCUCCAGUAUUCUCUUACCCAGUCCCACAUCAACCUCUUCUCCUUCCAGUAUCAGUACACCCAGCAACCAAGCCCAGCCUCUGCUCACUCCAAGUCCAGCUUCCAGCCUGAGCCAUGCUCUCAGCCUGGGCCUAGCCAAGAGUGGUGCACCGACCACCAGUGGUGUUGGCCAGAUUCCCGGCCUUAGUCUUUCAGGGAUGCCGGCGUCCAGGACCAGCAUGCCAGGGCCCCUGCAAGGUUCCACCCCAGCACCUUAUGCCCAGGCUGCUGCAUCCGGCACUGCCAAUGCCACAGUUAAUGCCAGUGUCACAAACUCCAGUGGAGUUCCAACAGCUGGCACAAAUGGAAACAGUGCUUCAACAGGCCUCUUGGGGUCAGCACCAGGCACUACAGGGAUCAGCAGUGCAGUCUUAGGUCUGGGGACCACACCGACUGCAGUGCAGCCCUCGUCCUUGGUUUCACCCAGCCCUGUUGGAGGGGGAUUGGUGCAGACGAGCAGCGUGGGCGUUAUUGGGAGUAAUGGUGGAAACUCUAUAUCAGGAAGUGCAACGGCUGUGGGGAGCUCUGGGCUUCCACGGCCACCUAGUGGGCAGAAGCAGAAUGGCGGCACAACCUAUAGUGCCAUAGUAGCAGAUAGCGCAUCUGAUUCUGCCCUCAGCAGUGCCAGCCAGUUACAAAACAACCAAGCCUCAACCUUAAAUUCCACAACCAAUCUGCCUAAGGACAAUGGGUCCAGCCUUCUGGGGUCUAUGACUCUUCCUACCAGUUCACCAUCGCCCUCGUAUAGUGAGAGUAAACCAAGUGGGGGCAGCCUGUUGAAUGGACCUCACUCCUUCACACAAGCGGCUGAUGCCAUCAAGCCUCAGGAACCGCUCAGUUCUCUGAAAUCGAUGGCAGAGAGAGCAGCUCAGGUCUCAAGUUUAGAAGGAGAACUCUCUGCGCUACAUCUCACUGGAGUAAACAAAGUUGGAGAUUGGAAUACACGAGUGUGCAAUGGUUCAGAUAUCUUCCCUAGUUCCACAGCCCCGACAGGUCCCCCUACAGCCCCCCAGUCUUCUCUUUCAGAGGUUAACAUUCCUCCAUCGCUGGGCGUCUGUCCUCUGGGUUCUGUCCCCAUCUCCAAAGAGCAGCACUACCAGCACGUUAUGCUAGAGGCAGCCUGGACACACAUGCCCCACCCGUCAGACUCGGAGAGGAUCAGGCAGUACCUGAUGAGGAAUCCCUGUCCUACGUUGCCUUUCCAUCACCAGGUGCCACCACCACACUCAGACUCUGUGGAGUUCUACCAGAGGCUCUCCACGGAGACUCUCUUCUUCAUUUUCUACUACCUUGAGGGCACAAAGGCUCAGUAUUUGGCAGCCAAAGCCUUGAAAAAGCAGUCCUGGAGGUUCCACACAAAGUACAUGAUGUGGUUCCAGAGGCACGAGGAACCUAAGACCAUCACUGAUGAGUUUGAGCAGGGGACAUACAUUUACUUUGACUACGAGAAGUGGGGCCAGAGGAAGAAAGAAGGAUUCACGUUUGAGUACAGGUAUCUUGAGGACCGGGACCUCCAGUGACAGACAAUAAGAACUGCAGACUACUGUUGACAUUCCUGGACUGAAUCCACACUCUCACGCACGUGGUGUGGCGACUCAGAUGCUGUUACGAGGCUGUUUUAUGUCUCGUUGGUGCAUAUUGCCUUUGGAGUUUCUCCCAGUACCUACAAAAUCCACUUGCCCAGAACUUUUUCCACUUAUCACCUUGUUUUAGUAAAACUCUUAAAAUCUUGACAGAGCAUUCUUGAGCCAAAGAGACACAAGCCUACAAACUUUCGUCCAGCACAGUAGACAACAAACACAAGUCAGAUUGUGUUGCUGGUACGAUUCGUAGUGCACAAGCAAAUGUUAAAUAUCUGAUCUAGCACAAGGAAUACUGAGCUGUGAGAGACCAAAUUCAAUUGCUUAUUCUUGAAGUUGUCAUCAUUUUAAAGCUGGAUUAAAUGAACUGGCCUGCAUUUGAUGUGUCUGACUGCAACCAUAAUCAAUAAUUCCAUUUGCUUCCUCCUUGUACCUUAAGCAUUUUUUUUUUUUUUUAAUUAAAUGGGACGUUUUAAACAUUAGGGUUGUCCACAUGCUCAUACAGCAAUCCAAUAUACAAGAGUAAUUACAAUCUAUAUCUCACUCCAUCAAUUAAUAUCCAGCCCCUACUUCUAAGUAAAGAUAACGACACUGCCCAGAGUGAGAGAGAAUUGGAAUGAAAAGCACCAGCACUAAAAAAAAAAAAUCCUCUAAGGUCAGCUUACAUGUGUCAGAAUUGGACAUGCACCCAUUACUGAGGCUCAGGAAAAAAAAAAAAAAGGUAUUAAAAGACUUAGUUUGCAUGACCGCAGUAUUGUGUAUGGAUCAUACAAAACCUUGAUUUAGACUGACGAAAAGAAAAGAAAAGAAAAAACCUUGGUCAGUUUGGGAUGAAUUGGUACACUGACUUGUUUUUGGACAUUCACAAAAAAAAAAAAAAAAAAAAAGGACAUGCUCUUCUGAAGCAUCACUACAGUCGCAUUAGGGACAAAAUGGCCCACUACGUUCAUCUUACUGGCCAGCAAUCUGCUUCAUUUCACAAAGCUUCUUAAUUACAAUAUCCUUCAGUGUUUGGAGUGCCACUCCAAUGACUUAUCUUUUUUUUGCCCAUGAGAACUUGCCAUCUUAGAUAUAACUAUCUGAAGAAAGUAGAUAAUCAGCAAUUAUUUUUUUUUUUGUUUAAUUUCAUUAAACAUGGUGCAUGAUACCUAUGUGACAAGUGGCCUUGUGCCCCAUCCAGUUUUGUUACGUUUACUUUUCCUGAGCGUACUGUAUGGAAGAGAAUUAAAAUGUGAAUUAUAUAUUUUUUUUUU